AUGCUGCUGGCUCUUCUCUUUCCGCUUGCUUCCAUCGUCUACGCGGAUAUUCCGCCUGCUGAACUGCAGAACUUCAGCGCCACCAUUGAUGUUCUUGCUGGCACCUUCGAUGCGGUGAAUUCGAACGAUGGAUUCGCCACGUUGGCAUCGAUUGCGUACACAGGAGAUGGGUCAACUCCGAGAAGCAUGAUGGAGAUUCAAUUUUCCCCGCCCGAAUUUUGUCAAGCUGUGAAGAUUUGCGUCACAGAGAAGGUGAGUUUUGAGAAGACCAAGCCGCUGAAAAUCCAAUCGGAAUUUUGUGAGAAAAAUUGGAUGACAUAUCAACCACCGACGGGGAAGAUCGAGGUGUUUUUCGAUGGAAAUCUGAUGUUUCAAGGGUUUACCGGUGAACUGAAGUGGAAAAAUCGCAAUUUCUCAUAUUCGGAUGGCUUGUUUUGGACCACCAAGUUGUAUGAGACGAAAAGUGCGGUGUUUGGUGAAAAGUUGGCGCAGAAGAUGUUGGUGAUAUUCACCAACAGUCGACAAUGUCAUCCACAAGUUCGGGUUGAUGGGAAAGCGAGUCGAGUGGAUUUUUUGUUGUCGCAGUGAGUUUGGGAGUACUGUAGAUCGCUGCGGGACCCAGUGAGGAGAAUUUUGAUACCAAACAAGCCUUCGAGCGGAGCGAGUGUAUGUCCCUUUAAGUUUAGCUACAGUAUCCCAUGGUUUUUUAAAUUACUGUAGAUCGCUGCGGGACCCAGCGAGGAGAAUUUUGAGACCAAACAAGCCUUCGAGCGCGUUAGCGCGAGUGUAGAUCAAAAUUCCGCAAAAGCGGUUCGAGCGGAGCGAGUGUAUGUCCCUUUAAGUUUAGCUACAGUAACCCAUGUUCCUUUAGAAUACUGUAGCCAAAAAUUUGGGAAUUUGUAGUUCGAGUACUGUAGUUUUAUAUUUAGAGGUAGAUUACUGUAGUUUUCCCAAGUUUUGUAGAGCAAAAAUUACAGUAUAUUUACAAACCAAGCCUAGGAUUACUGUAUUUAUGAAAUUUUGUAGAUGAAAAAAUUACUGUAGCUGAAAAUCCACGUUUUUGGACACCAAAGGGUACUGUAUACCAAAAAUUCAAGAUUUUUUCCAGGAACAUGGGCAACCCUUUGCCCGAAGAAUUCUCACCAAUCCACAAUGGCGCCAAAAUCAAAACCUUCUACACCAACACAGCAGUUCAGAACUCAGCACGGACCAUCGACUAUUUUCCGCAACUCAAAGCUCAUAGCUCCAUCAAAACCGCGCAAGGUCAAAUCGAAUUUCGAACAAGUCUGGCGGGUGGUCCGAGUUCCCGUAUCUCUCAAAUCUCCGUCAUCGAAGUCGACAAGAAAAUCAAUCAGAAUCUGGGAGCCGGCGAUUUGCGCGAGGAUAAAAUAUCGAUUGAUUUGAGCGAUUGUCAUUGGUUGAGAUUGUGGUUUGUGGCCAAAGCGGAUGCCACGUGGCAAAACUAUAAUGUGGAUUUUGAGCCGGCGAAUUCGAUUGAUUUUUUCUUGAAUGAGGGAUUUGUGAUGUUGCCGGAUAGGGGUAGGUUACUGUAGCUGAAAAUCUACGAUUUUUGAAACCAAGCGAGCCUAGGUUUACUGUAGAUUUUAGGCCAAAAAUUCGAAUUUUUCAAAAAUUUCUAGAUCAAGGAUUACUGUAGUUGAAAAUCCACGUUUUUUGACACCAAACAAGCCCAGGGUUACUGUAGUUCAAAUUCUGUAGAUCAAGGAUUACUGUAGCUGAAAAUCCACGUUUUUUGACACCGAACAAGCCCAGGGUUACUGUAGUUCAAAUUUUGCUGCCAAAUUUUGUAGAUCAAGGAUUACUGUAUCUGAAAAUCCACGUUUUUGGACACCAAGCGAGCCUAGAGUUACUGUAGAUUUUGGGCCAAAAAUUCGAAUUUUUCAAAAAUUUCUAGAUCAAGGAUUACUGUAGCUGAAAAUCCACGUUUUUUGACACCAAACAAGUCUAGGGUUACUGUACAUCGCACUAUUUUUGUGGAAACUUCAAAAAUUCAAAAAUUUUUAGGGUUACUCCGAGCAUUGCUCAUAUUAGGCCACAAAACAUGAAUUUUUCCCAUAUAACAUGAGCAAUGCUCGAAAUUUUGCAGAAAACGCUGCAAUGCUUCCAACUUCUUCAAAAAUCUCUCAAAUCCACCUAAAAUCGCACGGAAACGAGUUAGUCGAACUUCUCAUCGGCUCCAAAUCGAUGCUCCAUCCGAUAACCUUCAAAACCCCGAUGCUCAACUCGGCCGACUUCAAAAUUUUCCUGAUUCGCGCUCCGAAAUGCGACGCCGUCUUCCGGAUGACGCCCAAAUUCACUCGCGGAAAUUUGAAGAUUUUCAACAAUUUCCAACUUUCUGGCGCCAAAAUUUAUGCGAUUCAGAAGAAUUAG
Caenorhabditis angaria is the source of this 2391-nucleotide messenger RNA. The record is from the annotation of a GenBank genome assembly. Lineage: Eukaryota; Metazoa; Nematoda; Chromadorea; Rhabditida; Rhabditidae.